UUUGUUUAAAUCAUUAUAUCUUUACAUCUUUAAUCGAAUGUUCGUAUACGUAAUUAAUAUUCUUGGCUGCAUAUUUCCGGCUUUGUAGAUUGUGGAACGAUCUCAACUCUUCCGAACGCAAAUGUUACCCAUGGCCGUACAGAAUACGAAUUUAUUGCCAAGGUCACUUGUGCCGUCGGGUACAAGCUAGCCAAUAGCAGCAAUAAUAACGAUACUUUCGAAUACAUGCAGUGUCAGAGUGACGGCACAUGGAAUAAAUCAGCAGGAUGCACGCUUAAAGAUUGUGGAACGAUCUCAACUCUUCCGAACGCAAAUGUUACCCAUGGCCGUACAGAAUACGAAUUUAUUGCCAAGGUCACUUGUGCCGUCGGGUACAAGCUAGCCAAUAGCAGCAAUAAUAACGAUACUUUCGAAUACAUGCAGUGUCAGAGUGACGGCACAUGGAAUAAAUCAGCAGGAUGCACGCUUAAAGAUUGUGGAACGAUCUCAACUCUUCCGAACGCAAAUGUUACCCAUGGCCGUACAGAAUACGAAUCUAUUGCCAAGGUCACUUGUGCCGUCGGGUACAAGCUAGCCAAUAGCAGCAAUAAUAACGAUACUUUCGAAUACAUGCAGUGUCAGAGUGACGGCACAUGGAAUAAAUCAGCAGGAUGCACGCUUAAAGAUUGCGGUUUACCACCAACGCUAACAGAUGGAAGCCUAACAUUAGUGGAAGCAUCAAAGACAACAUACGGAGCCCUUGCAGAAGUGAACUGUACUCCAGGCUAUGAAUAUAACAAACUUAUAAUAUCAUGUACAGACACCGGUGAAUGGGAAGCUGCGUACUGCGAACCGCAUGAUUGUGGAGCUCCCGAUGCUUUUCAAAACGGAAAUGUUCAAACACCAGAAGGAACCACGUUUGGGAAGACGGCAGUGAUUACAUGUAAACAUGGAUAUACAUAUGUUGGAUUGUCUGUUAUAGAUUGUCGCCCUACGGGGUGGCCUUUACGUGACAAUUCUUGUGUCAUCAUAGACUGCGGACAAUUACUAAACCCAAUAAAAGGUCAGGUAGACAUGACUAAUGGCACCGCAUAUCAAGCCUUUGCCAGGUACAUGUGCAACCAAGGAUACGAGUUGAUUGGAGAUGACGAGAGAAUGUGCCAGGCAACAGGGACUUGGACAGGCAUACACCCUACUUGUCUUAUGAAAGAGCAAAAGAAAGUUGUAUGUCCGAACAAUGUUGAUAGUCGCGGAACAGAAUGGAAGGAAGUUAUUGAAGGUGCAACUCGUUUACAACAAUGUGCCGAGGGAUUCGAAGGUAAUGUUACCAGAACUUGUUUAUCUGAUGGAACCUGGCAACGUUCACAGUACAACUGUGUCAGGAAGGAUGUCGCAACUGUUGCAAAAAUGGUCAAAGCAUUUGAAAUAAAUGUCACUGCUGACACUGUCAGCAAUGCUUUGGGACAGAUUGCUAAAGUCAGUAGUAAUGAAGAAGCAGACAAUACUUCAGAACCCCUAACUGAUGCUGAGAUAACAAUUUUGGCAAUAAGUUUGAAUGAAGUAGCUGACAUUGUUUCGAACAAUAGCUUACCGACUUCAGAAGUGGUUAAGGCAUUUUUCCAGUCUGUUAGUAAUCUUGUAGACGAACGAAAUAAAGAAUCCUGGGAGACCAUGAAGCAAAGUAAAAGUACUGGUGGUGAAAACAUGUUGGCGUCUGUUGAUAAAAUUGGAGUCGCCCUAAGAGAGAAAGUUCAGUCAGGCGAGGCAGGUGUAACAAACAUUACAAUUGUGCAACGAAACGUCGCACUUGAGGUAAAACAAGUACUUAUGCAAGAUAUAAUAUUUCCGUACGCAGACAUUAAGACAGACCAUCAAGAUGAGCAUAAUUGGGCGAAAACCUCUGCGAGUAGAAUUCGACUUGAUGCAAAGGCAAUGGGUGAUAACCAGGUUACUGUGACAGCUGUGAUUUUUAAAGAAAUGAGCCAUGUUUUGCCAAAUAUUUCCUAUACAAAUACAGGAUCGAAGACACACAAUCAGCAAAUAAACGGUCCCAUUCUUUCACUUUCUCUCUCCAAUUACUCCGGGAAACUGGAUCCGCUAGUGUUGCUUACAUUUGAACUAAAGAAGGCAAACCUCACAAGCCCUCUGUGCAGUUAUUGGAAGUAUGGAAGAAACAAUCAAACAGGCUAUUGGGCCAGUGACGGAUGCGUGUUGCACACGUCUGAUGAAAUCAGAACUGUUUGUCAGUGCGAUCACCUCACUAAUUUUGCAGUCCUUAUGAGUCCUUUCGUUGAGGCCGACGCAACGUCUGUACCAUUAAGAACGGUAUCGACUGUGGGGAUAGGGAUUUCAAUGGCAUGUCUACUGAUCACCAUGUUGACAUACAUAUAUCUAUGGAGGUUUCUGAAAAGUGACAGAACAAUUCUGCUUUUAAAUCUAUGUGGCGCUCUGUUGCUGUCCUACAUCAUAUUUGUAGCUGGUGUAGACAAAACUGCAAACAAGGCUCUUUGUGCAACAACCGCGGUAUUUCUCCACUACAUUUACUUAGUAGUGUUUUGUCUGAUGCUGGCGGAAGGUAUAGACAUAGCCAUCAUGGUGGUGUACGUGUUCAACACCAAAUCAAGAUUAAAGCCACUUCUUAUUUCAGCAUGGGUUGCUCCAGCAGUGAUAGUCGCUAUUAGUCUGCUGUCAACACAGGUCAAUGGCUAUGGAAGCGAACGAUUUUGUUGGCUGUCUUUGGAGCGUGGUCUGAUAUGGGCCUUUGUUGCUCCUGCUCUUCUGAUUAUACUGACGAACACUAUGUGUUUGGUUCUCGUAAUGAGGAACAUGUUUCAGAUGAAGGCCAUGGAAAGUAAGACAUCAACGGAAAAGAUAAAAACAAGCCUGCGUUCCCUGUGCGUUCUCGUGCCUCUGAUGGGCGUCUCCUGGAUACUCGGCAUCUUCUACGUCAACAAGUCUGCUGCAGUUAUGCAAUACCUAUUUGCCUUGUUCAACGGAUUGCAGGGCUUGUUUAUCUUCAUAUUCCAUUGCAUUUUCAACCAACAGGUCAGAACAGCAUUAAGAAACGAGUACAACAAACGAGAAAACUUGAAAUCGAUUGAAAGAUCAACAUCGCAAAAGACGAGCAAGUUCAAAAAGAGCUUCAAGAAUAGCUUACAAACGCAUUCUGAAAACGUAUCAUCUACCAGUCAGCAAGAGGUAUCUGAAGAAACUACGGUGGGGUCCCAAAUGCAUGUCUACUCUAAACUGCGUGAAAAAAUAUUUCCCACGAAGAAAAGCAAUCUCACUGACAAGAAAUGCGAAGAUCCGGUUCCCUUCUCACGUGAAUCCUCGUCAGGAUUUGCAAAUGUUGUCCUCCGGGCUGUACGGUUCACAGACAGGUACUCCCGCAUGGAAAGAAGCCAUUCGACUAAGAGUUCCAAUAAGACUGUCACAACAGUGUGAGACUCUCAACGAAUAUUGUGUUUCUAACUUGAAAUCCUAAUGGAUAAAUUACAUGACAAAAAAUUAAUACACAUACCAAUCAUAGCUAAAGUUUAAACAUCAAACGAAGUUAAUUUUAGAUAACUUUGAUCAUACCAGUAACUUAGCGGUUUAUUUAAAAAGCGAGUGAAAAACAAAGACACACUUUUUUAAAUAAACUAUUGUUAAUAGGUUUAUCCACUGUGUUGUCAUUUGCCAAUUUCUAACAGCCCCAGUCACGUGUACACACGAGCUAGCAUUACUCUAGUUCUAUUUACGUGUAUUUCUAUGUAGGAAAAUGUGACCGUUGACUUAUCAUUUUUAUUUCUAGUUCAUAAAUGGACACACUUUACUUUUCGGUUUCAUCUCUGGUCGAUUAUCAUUUAACGACGCUAUUGUCAUUAUCUUUACGAUUAAAUGUUCAUUUUAAACUGCUGACAUGACAGGUUUAAGCGUGUAUAUUCUUCGUUGCAUUUUAUUUUUAACAUGAUUCAUUAUAAAUCUUUAUUUCGUGUAACCGUUAAUAAAAGUUUAGUACGUAAACAAGAUAACCUUCACAGUGUCUCAUAAUGGCGCACUUACCGACUUCGCUACUUCUGUCUCUUUAGUAUGCAUGUACUGAGCGCAAUACGAUUGUGCGAUAGGCGAGAAUCUCUAAAUGUAUUAAAAUUAAAUUAAGGCUUUGAGUUAAAACUGUCAACUGAAACCCAAAAAACAAAAACAAUCAUAUUGUGCGUUCUAUAUGUUUUGAUUCGAUUGUGUGGCGAAAUUCGGUAAAGCCUUA
Dreissena polymorpha is the source of this 4225-nucleotide messenger RNA. Its product is annotated as adhesion G protein-coupled receptor L3-like. The transcript has 27 exons. The record is from RefSeq and is a predicted model, not a curated record. The coding region runs from base 226 to 3423 and encodes 1065 amino acids. NCBI's taxonomy places the organism in Eukaryota, Metazoa, Mollusca, Bivalvia, Myida, Dreissenidae. Gene Ontology annotation, biological process: cell surface receptor signaling pathway; adenylate cyclase-activating G protein-coupled receptor signaling pathway; negative regulation of angiogenesis. Gene Ontology annotation, cellular component: membrane. Gene Ontology annotation, molecular function: G protein-coupled receptor activity.